This is a messenger RNA of Prunus armeniaca (apricot), 927 nucleotides long. The record is from the annotation of a GenBank genome assembly. Lineage: Eukaryota; Viridiplantae; Streptophyta; Magnoliopsida; Rosales; Rosaceae.
AUGAGAAUCAGUAAAACAGAGGUGAACUUGAGGAGGCUGCUUGCAGCUGCUCCUCAGCAACAAAACCAGUCAAAACUUGUACAUUAUGUUGCUACUUUACGAGAACAGGUAGAACAACUAGCUGAGGAGAGAACUCCAGAAGGCUUACCAAGAGUUGCAAAGGCUGUUUUGAGCGACUAUUCAGAGAAGAUCGAAGCAAUUGCUUCCAAAUUAGCUGCUCCUCUGCCUGAUAUUCAAGCACCCAAGGAGCCCUUUGCAAGAAUUUCUGUCAAAGCAAACUCUUCUGAUACAGGAGACAAUCAGAUUCCCCCUUCUCCAGGUCUGAGAAGGAGAUUUGGGCCUACCUCAAAUUCCGAAGAUGGAACUCGUGAGAUUCUUAGUGUUGAUUCUUCAGCGCCUGUGAAACUGGAUGCUGCAGCCCAAGCACACAUUGAAAAACAUAGAAAGCUUCAAGAGGAUUUGACCGAUGAAAUGGUUGGAUUGGCAAGGCAACUCAAAGAGAGUAGUCUCAUGAUGAAUCACUCGCUGCAAGACGCUGAAAAAAUACUUGAUUCUACAGAGAAGGCUGUUGAAAGUAGCUUGGCAAGCACUGGCCAUGCCACUACACGGGCGACCAAGAUAUACUCGAAGACGUCCAAAACUACAUGUUUCACAUGGCUUCUUUAUAGCCCAGCGCAGCCCAGUCCAGUCCAAUCUAACCCAACCCACACGUGGGCCCCACCCAACAGAAAACCGGAUGACGUGUCGACCUGCGGGGCUUCCACUGCUGCCAACAAGCAGUCGUCCUGGCUCAGAGGCGCGUGGAGCAAAUCUCCAGCAAAGCACGAAGCAUCCCACCCAUUGGAGCGUGAUAAACACGAGCCGCAGUUUAAAGAACCCAAGAAAGGAAGCGAAGUUGGUCUGAAAACUUUUGCCUGCGGACACUGA